GGCAUAGACGAGCAAGACCGCAAAACGGCAAACGCGACGUCGAUGCUGACGCUGACGCCGACGCUGACGCCGACGCCGACGCUGACGUUGACGCAACGAUAGAUCAACCGAAAACGGUUCAGAGGAACGAGGUGAGCCGCGACCUUUAAAUCAGAUUCGCUUUUUGCAAGGAGAAUCGCGUACGGGAAUAUUUUUGCGGAGCACAGGUAUCCUUCAGGUGCAUUUCUACAUCGCCCCGAUGAAUGAAUGAUGCGAUAUAUCUUAAAGUUUUUUCAUUUGCGAUGCGAGAUGCGAGAAUAGUGAGAGAUGAGAUCAGUGACGUAGCCAGAGGAGGACUAUGGGGAUGAGCUCAAACCAAUUCUCCCCCAAGAUUCAAAAUAGACCCAAAUACUUCGAUAGAAAAUAACAAAGCAAACCCAUCGUGUUCUAUCGAGGAGUCGAAGCAAUUUCCAUCGAACAAUGCGGUUCACGCUCGAAUCAAGAUUAGCCUGGAAAUUGAUCUGAUAGCGGCCAUUUUACUAAUUACAGGCAUUUGCACUCGCCUUUAUCGCCUCGAGGAACCGCGCAGUAUAGUCUUUGACGAACUGCAUUAUGGCAAGUACGUUGGGUUGUAUAUGAAGAGGACGUUUUUUUUCGACUCUCAGCCACCUCUAGGGAAACAAUUGGUCUCUGCGGCAGCGUACUUGGCUGGAUUUGAUGGACAAUUCAAGUUUGAUAGGAUCGGAAGUCCUUAUAGCAACGCAAUUCCUUUGUAUGCGUUGCGUCUCGUACCAGCGAUAUGCGGCAGUUUACUAAUUCCCACAGGAUAUUAUCUUGUUUUGGAAUUGAGUUUGAAGCAGUGGGCCGCAGCAAUUGGCGGAAUUCUACUCUUAUUUGAUAAUGCAUUGUUGACACAGUCGAGAUUUGUUCUAAUGGAAAGUAUCUUAAUACAUUUCUCGUUGCUCGGUUUAUUGUGCAUCGUAAAAUUUCGGAAAGUUAUGGAUCGACCGACAUCCGCAUCCUGGUGGAUAUGGCUCAUAUUAGGCAUUGUAAAUUUAACGUGCGCACUGUGCGUCAAGUACGUUGGAUUUUAUUCAAUGGCUCUAGCGCUUUUCUUGAUUGCGUACGAUUAUUGGUCUCUACUCUCAAGAAAGACCUUGUCAAACAUGAUUUUGUGGAUUCAUCUUUUAUUAAGAUUCAUUGUAUUAAUCGCUGUUAUUACUAUAGUAUAUCUAAGUAUAUUCUAUAUACAUCUCGCGACACUUUCGAAGGCGGGACCGCACGACUCGGUGAUGACAAGUGCGUUUCAAGCGAGUUUGGAAGGAGGACUCGCCAGCAUUACGAAAGGCCAACCUCUGGAAGUAACGCAUGGUUCGCAGAUCACUUUGAGACACACGUAUGGGAGAGCUUGUUGGUUGCACAGUCAUAAUCACGUGUAUCCAUUGCGGUAUUCUGAUGGUCGUGGUAGCUCUCAUCAGCAGCAGGUUACUUGUUAUUCGUUCAAAGACGUUAACAAUUGGUGGAUCGUCAAGAAACCAGACAAGAAUGAUCUAGUAGUGACGAAACCCAGCGAGCCAAUCCGUCACGGUGAUGUGAUUCAACUGGUACAUGGAAUCACGAGCAGAGCGUUGAAUUCGCAUGACGUUGCGGCGCCGAUGACACCGCAGAGCCAGGAAGUAUCGUGUUACAUCGACUAUAACGUGUCUAUGCCGGCACAGAAUCUAUGGCGAGUGGAAAUUACCAAUAAGGAUCAUUCCGGCGAUAUAUGGCAUGCGAUUCAGAGCCAGGUGCGGCUGAUACACGUGCACGCGAAUGGAGCUGAGUUCACGUUAAAGUUCAGCGGUAGGCAACUGCCCGAUUGGGGUUUCAAUCAGCACGAAGUUGUCGCGGACCGGUUGGUGGACCAGACCAAUUCCAUUUGGAAUGUAGAAGAGCAUCGGUAUACUAAAAGUGAGGAUCAGAAGCAACGAGAACGGGAACUGAUCAGUGCGGAAAUGAUACCAUUGCAAGCGACCACGUUAAGCUUCUGGGAAAAAUUCGCAGAGCUGCAAGUCAAGAUGUUGUUUGGUGGUCAAGAGGGUCAGAACAGCCACAUGUAUUCCAGCGGACCUCUCGAGUGGCCGUUCAUGUCUCGCGGAAUCGCAUACUGGGUAUCUAAUGACAGCAAUGCACAAGUGCAUCUUUUGGGGAACAUCGUGAUUUGGUACUCGGGUACGAUCUCAGUGAUCAUAUAUAUGACACUAUUGAUAUUUUAUUUAAUCAGGAGAAGAAGACAAUGUUUUGAUAUUCCAGAAAAAGAAUGGGAAAAGUUCGUUGACAAUGCUUAUGUACUAUUAGCUGGAUAUUUGAUUCAUUUCUUACCUUUCUUAUUUGUUGAACGAACUUUAUUUUUGCAUCAUUAUUUACCAGCUUUUAUUUUCAAAGUCUUAUUGACGGCAGCUACAAUUGACCAUCUGCACUAUUUAAUUAGCAUUCACCGUCCAGCGUGGAGCCUUUCACUAUAUGUCGUAACAUUUAGUAUCAUUGCUUGGAUAUUUUUCAUUAUCUAUGUGUUCAAGAAAUUCAUUGUAUUUAGUUAUGGGACGUCAGUUCUCACUGCCAAGGAUGUGAUAAAACUAAGGUGGAAAGAUACCUGGGAUUUCAUUGUACAUAAAACUUAAGAAUUUAUCAAGUUUAAGCAAAGAUAUUGUCAUACAAGAUAUUUUUAGUAUUUUAAUAUUUUUAAAUAGAACUUUUAUGUACGAAACACAAAAUUUACAAAAUAUUAUUAGCAUAUUUUUAUGCAAAAAUUUAGCAAAUGUUAUUGCUUAUAAUACUCAUAUGUACACGUGACGAAAUACUUUAUUAUAAUCGAGCAACAAGUGCCACAAAGUUGGGAUAUUGAUAUAACGAUAUGAAUUAUUUAAUAAUAUUGUAACAAGUUAUAAACACAAAUUUGUAGACUGAUUCCAUUUUAUAAAAUGUUUUGUCGUUA
Monomorium pharaonis (pharaoh ant) is the source of this 2953-nucleotide messenger RNA. RefSeq names its product protein O-mannosyltransferase 1 (gene rt). The coding region runs from base 615 to 2639 and encodes 674 amino acids. Gene Ontology annotation, molecular function: dolichyl-phosphate-mannose-protein mannosyltransferase activity. Gene Ontology annotation, biological process: protein O-linked glycosylation via mannose. Gene Ontology annotation, cellular component: membrane; endoplasmic reticulum. The transcript is spliced from 7 exons. The record is from RefSeq and is a predicted model, not a curated record. Lineage: Eukaryota; Metazoa; Arthropoda; Insecta; Hymenoptera; Formicidae.